Messenger RNA from Myripristis murdjan (pinecone soldierfish), 1949 nucleotides. RefSeq names its product methyl-CpG binding domain protein 3a (gene mbd3a). Gene Ontology annotation, molecular function: methyl-CpG binding. The transcript is spliced from 7 exons. NCBI's taxonomy places the organism in Eukaryota, Metazoa, Chordata, Actinopteri, Holocentriformes, Holocentridae. The coding region runs from base 116 to 895 and encodes 259 amino acids. Gene Ontology annotation, cellular component: nucleus. The record is from RefSeq and is a predicted model, not a curated record. Gene Ontology annotation, biological process: DNA methylation-dependent constitutive heterochromatin formation; negative regulation of transcription by RNA polymerase II.
UUAUGUUAACAGGUUGGCGGAGUGAUCUAAUAAUGGUUGGGACCAGGGAUAGAGAAAGGACAGCUGAUAACAGACGCGAAGCAGAUCCACGACAACAGUAGCUAGCUGUACAAUCAUGUACAGUCUCUCCGAAACAAAAGCCAAGACGUCCGGAAACAUGGAGAGAAAAAGUCCGCCUGCGAAGCGCUUCCUGAACAAGCCCCAGAUAAUCCGCUGUCUUGGGAGCAAUGGUCCCACAGAUGUGCAAGCCGUCCACUCCCGAACUGGACGCUCGCUCAUGAACAAAGUCCAGCGCAACGGACACAAGCAUCUGAAUGACGGCAGCCAUCAAAUCAAGGCCAAGCCUGACUUGAACACAGCACUACCAGUUCGACAGACAGCAUCCAUCUUUAAACAACCAGUAACCAAGGUCACAAAUCACCCCAACAACAAAGUAAAGACUGACCCCCAGAAAGCUAUGGACCAGCCAAAACAGCUGUUUUGGGAGAGGAAGUUGAGUGGUUUGAGUGCAUUUGAUAUUGCAGAAGAGCUGGUGAAAACCAUGGAUCUUCCCAAGGGCUUACAGGGUGUUGGACCUGUGUGUUCAGACAAAACCCUGCUCUCUGCCAUCGCCAGUGCCCUGCACACUAGCCCCACGCCCGUCACAGGGCAGCUUGCCGCUGCAGUGGAGAAGAACCCCGGAGUCUGGCUCAACACAACGCAGCCUCUGUGCAAGGCCUUCAUGGUGACCGAUGACGAUAUCAGGAAACAGGAGGACCUGGUGCAUAAUGUGAGGAGGAGGCUGGAGGAAGCCCUCAUGGCUGACAUGUUGGCUCAUAUAGAGGACACGGCUACAGACGCUGUGGCUAACGCACCGGAAGAGAAGCCAGAGCAGGUGGACACGGACAACUUAUAGCCAAGGCUUGUUGGAUGAAAGGGAGUCUGCUGGUGCAUGGUAUCCCCUCCUCUCGUACAAAGAACUUUUUUUUUUUUUUUUUUUUUCAAAUGAUUGGCUUCAUUGUGAAAAUUGUCCUCAAGCUCUUGUAACUCAAGUGGACCUCAGAUGCAGGGAAUCUGCAAAUUUGCAACCUAAAGAAAACAGAAAUUGGUUCUAGAGAAAAAAAAAAGGUUUGUUUUCUUUUCUUUUUGUUUUUUUUUUUCUCUGGCAAUUCUGAAAUGGUGCUUUUUAUUUGUUCUCAUUUUUACCUCUACUCAUGUUUAACAGUUAUAGAUGGUGCUUUACUCAAUGCAGUUUUGAUAACUUUCUAGUUAACAUGUUCAGCAUUGAAACACAAACCUGGUGUAUGUGAAUGAGAAGAGUGCCUUUGCUCUGUGUGUGUGUGUGUGUGUGUGUGUGUGUGUGUGUGUGUGUGUGUGUGUGUGUGUGUGUGUGUAAAUGUUUAAGUGUUUCAGUUCAAGCUGAGGAGACCCUCUCAGCAUGUUCUUUUUAAAGGUUCUGCCAGAGCACAUUGUUGUAUAAUGUUCUUCUUCUUCUUCUUUUUUUUUUUUUUUAUAACAGUCCUCAGUUGUAUCCUACUCUGGUAAUAUAGGCAGUAUGGCAUGCCUUUAAUCUUAAGGGGUAUGUUUACAUGCACACAAAAUUCUAGUUAUCAUAAAUUAUAAAAGAAAGUUGUUAACUUGACUAAAUGUUUUCAUACUUGUAUGAUUUCUAUGAAUAACUUGAAUUGAUGUGGAUUUAAAAGUAUUACUCCUGCUAUUUGUAUUGGCAAUAUACAGUAAUUGUCAGUAUUGUUUUGGGGGGUUAUUUUGCAGAGUAAGUGCAAACUUAACCACAUUUGAGUUUAGAAUACAGACAGUACCAGAAAAACGUUUCUACCUUGAGAAAAUAUUGGACAGUAAUGAUGCUGAUGUGCCCUUGAUUUACCUCAUUUCCAAGGUGUGUUGUAAGUACAUGUGUCUAUACCACUUUAUUGUCAUUAUUAAAUAAAUGCAGCUCUUUUGUAAAUGGU